This is a messenger RNA of Canis lupus familiaris (dog), 2063 nucleotides long. RefSeq names its product DnaJ heat shock protein family (Hsp40) member B7 (gene DNAJB7). Gene Ontology annotation, biological process: protein refolding; positive regulation of proteasomal ubiquitin-dependent protein catabolic process. Gene Ontology annotation, cellular component: endoplasmic reticulum membrane; cytosol. Lineage: Eukaryota; Metazoa; Chordata; Mammalia; Carnivora; Canidae. The record is from RefSeq and is a predicted model, not a curated record. Bases 1069 to 1998 code for a protein of 309 amino acids. The transcript has a single exon. Gene Ontology annotation, molecular function: ATPase activator activity; Hsp70 protein binding.
UUCAAUAUUUUUAUUAUUAUUUUCAACGGUAGGCAAAUACAAUGAUGUGUGUACCAUACAUACAUACAUGUAGACAGGUAUACUGUAGAGAAUUAAAAACCGAUCUAAAGUAGCUCUCUGCCCCGAUCGUACUACUGUUUUUUGUUUUUGAGGGGGAACACAUAUCAUAUUAUCUCACAUUAUUUUAAUACUUUUCUUAUUAUUUAUAUUCCAUCAUACUGUAAAGCAUGAAAAUUGGAAUUUUUAAUACUAUUAACAUUUGUGGUUAAACUGUGCCUUGCACAAAGUAGACAUUCAGUAAUUAUAUAAUGAAUACAUAAGCGUACAAUUUUCAAAAUCUUUAUGUUUUAAAGUAGUAAACUUUGAAGUGGGUAGAUACUGUCCUCUCAAAUCAUUCAAUACUGGCAUGCAGAAGCCUUCCCUGAAACACCCCAAAUCUGGGUUAGGUGUCUCUCAUGAUUGCUUAGCAUCUAGUGCUUCCCCCAUCAUAGUCCUUAUUAUACUGUAAUUGAGUUGUUUGAAUUUCCUAUGAAAUUGCCUCUUGACUGAAAUAAAACAAAAAUGUAAUCUACUUAAAAACUUUUUCAUGUAGUUCAUGAUUUCCUCAUUUUUCAAAACCGAAACAUAGAACUAGGAAAUAAGUUAUUAAGGCUCAGUAGCCUACAAGUGCAAGGGGCAUGCUCUGGCCAUCAACAACAGUUCCCACUGGCUUAUGAGGCAUUGUUUGAGGCUUCCAGGGGAAUACAGGCGAAAUAGUCCAGAGGGUUCAGGAUGCUCUGGCAUGACUCUGGACUAGCUCUAUCUGGAAGAUCUAGUCCUUAACCCAACCCCAGAAUGACACCAUAAUGCAAACUUCUCUGACAUAAGCUUGUAACUCUGCUUGCCACAUAAUCAGUAUCCUAAUGUCUCCUAGCAAUGUCUAUGGUAGUGACAUUGUCUUCAAUGUAAAAAUGUGCCUAUUUGCGGACACUGCCUCUACCACCAACACCAGUAAAGCUUGAGCUGAGAGGAAACUACGGUUCUCACUACUCAGACCCAGAACACCCACUUCCAACAAUCUGUUAAAAUAUGGUAGAUUACUAUGAAGUUCUAGGAGUGCAGAGAUACGCUUCACCUGAGGACAUUAAAAAAGCUUAUCAUAAAGUGGCACUUAAAUGGCACCCUGAUAAAAAUCCAGAAAAUAAAGAAGAAGCUGAGAGAAAAUUCAAAGAAGUAGCUGAGGCAUAUGAGGUAUUAUCAAAUAACGAAAAACGGGACAUUUAUGAUAAAUAUGGCCAAGAAGGAUUAAAUGGUGGAGACAGAAGUCAUUUUGAAGAUUCUUCUGAGUAUAGCUUCACAUUCCGUAAGCCAAGUGAUGUCUUUAGAGAAAUUUUUGGUGAAAAGGACCCAUUUUCAUUUCAUUUCUUUGAAGACUCACUUGAGGACCUUUUAAAUAGUCCAAGAAGCUCCUAUGCAAGCAGAAGUACAAAAUCCUGUUUUGCUACCUCCAGUGAAUAUCCAGUUUUUGAGAGAUUUCCUUCAUAUGACACAGGAUAUAUACCAUAUGGUUCACUGGGCCAUGAGGGCCUUAAUUCAUUUUCCUCCCUGGCAUUUGAUGAUAGCGGGAUGGGCAACUACAUAUCUGUUACAACUUCAAGUAAGAUUGCUAAUGGUAGAAAUACAAAUACACAGAGCAUUAUUGAGAAUGAUCAAGAAAGAGAAGUUGUUGAAGAUGACGGUGAGUUGAAGUCCUUCUUUAUAAAUGGUGUGGCAGAUGAAGAGGGCUUUGAAGAAGAAUGCACUUGGAGAAGACAGUCAUUCAACAAUUAUUCACCAAAGUCCUAUAGCCCCAAACAUGCAACUCAAUAUACUUUUGUGGACAGUGAUGAGCAAGAUAUUCCUUGGGUCACCAGCAACUGGAAUCCCUCUAUUUUCUCAGCAGGAUUCAAAGAACGUGGCAAGAGGAAAAAAAAGAAGCAUAAAGAGGUACAGAAGAAGUCAACCAAAAGAAAUUGUUAAAUUGACUAAUCAGACACAUUAUGUUCAUAUAACAAUUGAACAUGACUCGUGUGUGUUUUGGUUAA